Messenger RNA from Menidia menidia (Atlantic silverside), 1724 nucleotides. NCBI's taxonomy places the organism in Eukaryota, Metazoa, Chordata, Actinopteri, Atheriniformes, Atherinopsidae. The record is from the annotation of a GenBank genome assembly.
CCCAGUCUUUCCAGUCAGGGCGUAGGGCUCCUGCACACAACAUGGAUACCUCUGCUGUCCCUCUUCUAGACUACAGCCUGCAGUUCCAGUGGUGCUCCGACUCAGACCUGUCCAGCCUCUCCUCUGCGGAAACCCUCUCUCCCGUCCACUCCAUGGACUCCAGCCUCUCCCCUUCUUACCAGCAGCCUCCGCAGUCCACUCCCAAGGCAGACAAAAGGGGAUAUUCCCAGGAUCUCAGGUCCUCGCCGUGCUCCCUGUCCGGCCGGGGCCGAAAGUCGGGCCGAGCGGCCCGGAUCCGCAGCAAGCAGAGGGAGAGCGCCAGUGAGAAGGAGAAGCUGAGGAUGAGGGACCUGACCAAAGCGCUACAUCACCUGAGGUCCUACCUUCCGCCCUCGGUGGCCCCUGCCGGACAGACUCUGACGAAGAUAGAGACCCUCCGCCUCACCAUCCGUUACAUUUCCUACCUGUCCGCCCAGCUGGGCCUCAGUGAGGAGGCUCUGUUCCAGAGGAGGGAGCAGGGAGACACCUCGGCCAGUGACCCCUCCUCUCCCGACAUCAUGAGCUACUUUCAGAACGCGUCCACGGGAGGACAGAUUGAGAGCCCCAACCCCAACCAAAGCCUCUACCCGGCCCAGUGUUACAGCCAGAACCCCCUGCUGCAUUCUGGGGAUUGUAGUUUUGGACUGGCUCGCUUGAGCAGGCAGGAAAGCGAGGUUCUUCAGGGAGACGUGAGCGCGGACUCAAAUCUGCUGUUGCCUCCGACAUCGCAGCCGUCCUGCCAGAUGUGUGGCAAAAACUUCUGCGUUCCACUGGUUCCAAGAGAGUACUGGGGGAGCAGGCUCCCCGUCCCCUCUCAUUAUCCUUAUCCGUGCUCCACCAGCGACAGACUGACAAGCCCACCUCUCCCAGAAGAGCUUUCCACCGCAGGAUCGGCCACAGAAUCAGCUCAGCCCGCCAUGGAGAUGCCCCUCUGUUCUCACGUCCAGCUCCAGGAAGACGCUUUUCUGUUCGACUGCGAGCCUGUUCUCGACAAAUCUCUCUAUCACGAUCCGGCCUCAGACCCCGGUUAUGUCAGCGCAGGCAGCAGCCUGUCUCCGACCUCGACCGUGGACUCUUUCUGCUUCUCCCCCGCCUCCAUGCAGGCCGUGGGAAGCGAGCAAGAUGCUUUGGACAGUUUUCUCUUCAGCACACUGGAGUCUUAUCCCACCAACCAGGCGCAGGCCCCACUUAGCUCCCGUUCCUCCUCUGUAAACACCUCCUGUGCGAAAAAGUCCAGGUCGAGGUAUCCCGGUAAGAAGCGCCAGACGGCCAGCGAGAGGGAGAAGCUGAGGAUGAGGGAUCUGACCAAAGCCCUGCACGAGCUCAGGACAUACCUGCCUCCCUCUGUGGCGCCGGCCGGACAGACCCUGACCAAAAUCGAGACGCUGCGCCUCACCAUCCGCUACAUCUCCCACCUCUCAGCCCAGCUGGGCCUCAGCGAGGAGGUGCUGGAACAAAGAAGGACCUCGGGUUUGGAAGAGCAGAUCCAAACCCUCAGUCAGUUCCUGGGUCAGCCCUCAGCUAGCUACAGUCCACAGGAGUCAACCUGCAACCCUGUGAGUGGGGAACAGCUGUCCUCUAUGCAGAGCCCAUGUCAGGUUUUGAGGGAAGUGUGCCACUCCAGUGAGCAGGACUGGAUGCUUCAGCAACAACCCCAAACCUUUGCCUUCCCUGGCCAGUGCUGA